AAGUCACGUGAUAACAGGAGCUUUUGUGGUGGCGUAGGAAGGAAAAUGGCAGCCUCCAGUGUUUUCAAAGCAGGACUUUUCAAUAAUAAAGUAGCAAUAGUGACCGGCGGUGGCACGGGCAUCGGAAAGGCAAUCACUUCUGAAUUAUUGCAGUUAGGAUGCAAUGUGGUCAUAUCCUCCAGAAAGUUGGAGCGUUUGGAAGCGGCUGCCAAGGAGCUAUCAGGGAGAAUCCCCCACACCAACCCAGCUAAAAUCACACCUAUUCAGUGCAACAUCCGUAAUGAGAAUGAGGUGAAGAACUUGGUUGCCUCUACACUGAAGCUGCAUGGGAAGAUUGACUUCCUGGUCAACAAUGGAGGUGGACAGUUCACCAGUCCGGCUGAACACAUGAGUGCCAAAGGCUGGAGAGCUGUUAUUGAUACAAACUUAACUGGGACCUUCCACUGCUGUCUGGAAGUGUACAAGGCUUGGAUGAAGGAGCACGGAGGAGCAAUUGUCAACAUCAUUGCUGACAUGUGGAAGGGAUUCCCUGGCAUGGCACACACAGGAGCUGCUAGGGCUGCAGUGGACAACUUGACUAAGAGCCUGGCCAUUGAGUGGGCAGCCAGUGGGGUAAGGGUGAACUCUAUAGCACCGGGAAUCAUCAUUUCGAAAACUGCGAUGGCGAACUAUAUGGAAGCUGGACCACAGCUGUUUCAGAUGUCCAUGGCUUUUACUCCAGCUAAAAGAUUGGGAGUCCCAGAAGAGAUCUCUCCAGCAGUGUGCUUCCUGCUCUCCCCUGCUGCUUCCUACAUCUCUGGGGCGACACUUCGAGUGGAUGCUGGUCAGAGCCUCUACCAUUCCAUGUGGGAAAUCCCAGAUCACAGUUCCUGGCCAGAGGCACCAGAUGGGGAGAACAUGGAGACUCUGAGAGAAUUAUUAACUACGAAGUCCAAACUGUGAGGAGUGGAACCCAGGCCUGCAGAGGACAAGUGGUCACAAAUAUCAGCCACAUCCCAGGAUUUGUAAUACAUGCAUGGGCUCCAGUAUUAUUGGCACCCUUGAUAAAUAUGCACCAUAUAGUAAAUGCUGUAGACUAAACAAUAAUACAGUUACUGGCAUUUUCCAACAUGUGUAAAUCAGUGUGCUUUGUACUGUUAGCAGUUGAAAUUGUACUUCCUUCUAGGGUCUUCCUUCAGCGCACUUGUCCCUGACCCUGGUAUGGGUAUGCACUUUGCACUAUGUUGUACGUCGCUCUGCAUAAGAGCGUCUGCCAAAUGCCAUUAAUGUAAUGUAAUGUAAUGCUUAUUAAUGAUUCAAUAGAAUCAAACAAAGGCUUACAUUUAAAAAUAUAUAAAUAUAUAUCCCCAAAAAACAGGUUCCUGGUUUAAACACCCCUGGCAAAGAUGACAUAACUAUAUAACAUAUAUAACGUAACCUAUAAUGUACAUAUACAUAACAGAUUUGGUGGAAUUUUUGACCAUUCCUCCAUGCAGAACUUUUUGGAAUCAUUGAUAUCCUUGAUUUGAUUUAAAAUAAUUGUUAGGGGUGCCAAUAAUUCUGGCACCUGUGGUUUUCAGGAAAAUUUUGAUUACUAAAUAAAAAAAACAAGAGGGUAACUGUAUUGAAAUAAAAGUAUAUAGUUUUCCCGUAUGUUUGAACAUAAAAUAUAGAUCUUUAUGCUGUUUAUUAUAUCAGCCUUUUUUCUCCAUUUUCAUGAAUAAAUCUGGAGCCCACUGUAGCUACAUUAUAAUUACUCAUACAAAUAUAUUUUCAAAUUAUACCUGCCUUACACUGCAUUUGUGGGUAUGGGGUUAGUUAGUGGUAGGAUUGGUACCAGUUAUGAUUUGCUGAAUGUGAACAGAACAUUUAAUGUAAAUAAAGAAUUGGAAAUUUUGUUAUGAA
Conger conger (European conger) is the source of this 1884-nucleotide messenger RNA. RefSeq names its product peroxisomal trans-2-enoyl-CoA reductase (gene pecr). Bases 46 to 942 code for a protein of 298 amino acids. The transcript is spliced from 8 exons. The record is from RefSeq and is a predicted model, not a curated record. Gene Ontology annotation, molecular function: trans-2-enoyl-CoA reductase (NADPH) activity. Gene Ontology annotation, cellular component: peroxisome. Gene Ontology annotation, biological process: phytol metabolic process. Lineage: Eukaryota; Metazoa; Chordata; Actinopteri; Anguilliformes; Congridae.